UUAGGAACUUCUCUUAUACCCGGUGGAGGGCCUCUUUCGGUUUUCAGUUUCUCUUUGCUGCUAUAUACUUUUCUCGCGUACCACGAAGUUGCUGUGCAUAUUUCCACUUCGUUGUCAUAAUUUACAGUUCCUCGAAGUAAGAGAUCGUGUUCCGUUAACCGAGAGAAAACGUGAUCCUAUAUUUCGAUACCACCGACAGUAGUAGAAUCUGAUCGUGAGUAAGGUACGAUUAGAGUCUUGAAUUUAUUUAGGCCCCGGUGAACGAGAUCACAUCGCUUUCCUAGUAAAAAAAUAUCCACGAGUCAAUUGACUCUUCUCUUAAAAAUCUCGAUGAGUCUGGAUCCGGUCAGCUUCAUCUCGAGAAAGAGAAGCAUCAGAAGUAUUAAACGAAUGUUUACUUUUCACGCCUUCGUAAAUUGUGUAACGACGCGGCGAUGACGGCGUCAAGAAACGUCGGAGGCGUCGGGAGCAUCAGCCAACGAGGUUCGAGUUUCAAUUACUCUGGUUAAUACGAAAAUCGCCCCAAGUGCCGUUGGUUAUGGCUCAAACGACGCUGCUACUUCGUAACGCGAUGUUUCGCGUGGAUCUUUUACUAAUUUUCUUAACUAUUUUCUCGAAGAGAAGCCUCUCGCUAUUGUAUCCGUCGCCCACGCAAUUUCAGAUCACAAUUGGGCUUUCAACCCCAAUCGAACUGAACAUCAAGAACCGAGCCAUGGUUUAUUCCUUGGGAUUUCAACUCCAGUACCUACUACCCUCUAAUUUGAAGGAUUUGCAGCCGAUCAUUAUUCCUGCAAGAUCAUCGCGUGAUCUGACGUUGCAAGAUACUUACGACACCAUCGAGGGCUUGUUCGGAAAGAACGAUGGGAGCGAAUGCCUUCUCAGAAGCAUCUGCGAGUUAGCCGAGACGCCGCUCGCUAGAAACGACCAGGACCUCGUCGAAGAAGUCAUCCACUUGCUUCUAACACCAUCGGAAGACCUGCCGGAGGCCUUUGAUUUCAAUCACCGGAGCGUUCACGAGAUGUACCACGAGGCAGAGAGGCUGGGCAGGAACGGCGAAGACUGCAUCUUGGCUUAUCCUGAUUGCAUCAAAUCGCCGUUGGAAUCGUUUACGGAAGUUUUACGGGCGAGCCAGCAAUAAAAAUCGAGUUAUUUCCCAUCGGAAUUGUUUAUCUAUAGUGAAGACGCGAGUGAUUGGUUUUUUUCGUUGUAAAGUACUGUAAUUGAAUAUUCACACGCUAAUAACCGAUGACUUCGAAUCGAUUGUAUUCUUUAAAUAUCUUUUCACUCUCAUUGAGUUUGUAAUUUCUCGUCGAUUAUUACGAUCAUUAUUUUUACAAUCGAAUUCUUUAAGUAAGAACAUGACUUUUGUACGAAAGCAGUGAACAUUCGAGAAAUAAAUCUGUAGAAAUGAA
This is a messenger RNA of Athalia rosae (coleseed sawfly), 1412 nucleotides long. RefSeq lists its product as uncharacterized. The record is from RefSeq and is a predicted model, not a curated record. NCBI's taxonomy places the organism in Eukaryota, Metazoa, Arthropoda, Insecta, Hymenoptera, Athaliidae. The coding region runs from base 539 to 1138 and encodes 199 amino acids. The transcript has 4 exons.